CAGUAUGGCUCAGUUUGGGUCUAGGGGGGUCCCAGUACGGCCAAGUUUGGGUCUGGAGGGGUCCCAGUAUGGCCCAGUUCAGCCUGGGGGGGGUCCCAGUGGCUCCCAGUAUGACCCAGCGGGUCCCAGUUCAGCACUGGAGACGGCGGCGGCGCGUUGCCGAGCAACGCCUCGCCCCGCCCCUCCGCCGCGUCACUCAACGGCGCCGCCCAAUACGGCGGCGAGGAGGGGGCGUGGCCGAGUUGGCCGCAAGGGGGCGGGGGACUGUCGCGGAGAGGUGGGGUUACCGAGCCCCUAGACCAAUGGGGAGAGCGGGAAGGCGGGCGUUGGGGCGGUGCUGACCAAUGAGCGUUCGGGAGACCCUGCAAGAGCGGGGUGGGCGGCCCCGUUUGGCCCCUCAGCGCCUGGGCGGCGACGGCGGUGGAGGCGAAGAAGAUGGCGGCGGCGGACGGCGACGAUUCGCUUUACCCCAUCGCCGUUCUCAUCGACGAGCUCCGUAACGAGGACGUGCAGCUACGGCUCAACAGCAUCAAGAAGCUGUCGACCAUCGCCCUGGCGCUGGGUGUGGAGCGCACCCGCAGCGAGCUCCUGCCCUUCCUCACCGACACCAUCUACGAUGAGGACGAGGUGCUGUUGGCGUUGGCGGAGCAGCUCGGCACCUUCACCGCCCUGGUUGGGGGACCGGAAUUCGUCCACUGUCUCCUGCCCCCCUUGGAGAGCUUGGCCACGGUGGAGGAGACGGUGGUGCGGGACAAGGCGGUGGAGUCCCUACGGGCGGUGUCCCACGAACACGCCCCACCUGACCUCGAAGGUCACUUUGUCCCCUUGGUGAAACGCCUGGCGGGGGGCGACUGGUUCACCUCCCGCACCUCCGCCUGCGGCCUCUUCAGCGUCUGCUACCCGCGCGUCUCCAGCCCCGUCAAGGCCGAGCUGCGACAGUACUUCCGCAACCUCUGCUCGGACGACACCCCCAUGGUCCGUCGCGCCGCCGCCUCCAAACUGGGCGAAUUCGCCAAGGUUUUGGAGCUGGAACACGUCAAGAGCGAAAUCAUCCCCAUGUUCUCCAACCUCGCCUCCGACGAGCAGGACUCGGUGCGGCUGCUGGCGGUGGAGGCCUGCGUGAGCAUCGCCCAGCUGCUGCCGCAGGAGGAGCUGGAGGGGCUGGUGAUGCCCACCCUGCGCCAGGCGGCCGAGGACAAGUCCUGGCGCGUGCGGUACAUGGUGGCCGACAAGUUCACCGAGCUGCAACGCGCCGUCGGCCCCGAGAUCACCAAAACCGACCUGGUCGGGGCCUUCCAGAGCCUGAUGAAGGACUGCGAGGCCGAAGUGCGGGCGGCCGCGUCCCACAAGGUCAAAGAGUUCUGCGAGAACCUGUCCCCCGACUGCCGGGAGGCCGUCAUCAUGGGCCAGAUCCUGCCCUGCAUCAAGGAGCUGGUGUCGGACGCCAACCAGCACGUGAAGUCGGCGCUGGCCUCCGUCAUCAUGGGGCUGUCGCCCAUCCUGGGCAAGGACAACACGGUGGAGCACCUGCUGCCGCUCUUCCUCGCCCAGCUCAAGGACGAGUGCCCCGAGGUGCGGCUCAACAUCAUCUCGAACCUCGACUGCGUCAACGAGGUCAUCGGCAUCCGGCAGCUCUCGCAGUCGCUGCUGCCGGCCAUCGUGAGCUGGCGGAGGACGCCAAGUGGCGCGUGCGCCUGGCCAUCAUCGAGUACAUGCCGCUGCUGGCCGGCCAGCUGGUGGGUGCUGGGGGCACUGGGGGGCACUGGGGGGGCGCUGGGGGGGCGCAGGGGGUCACACGCCAUCGUGGAGCUGGCGGAGGACGCCAAGUGGCGCGUGCGCCUGGCCAUCAUCGAGUACAUGCCGCUGCUGGCCGGCCAGCUGGUGGGUGCUGGGGGCACUGGGGGGCACUGGGGGGCACUGGGGGGGCACUGGGGGGCGCUGGGGGGGCGCAGGGGGUCACACGCCAUCGUGGAGCUGGCGGAGGACGCCAAGUGGCGCGUGCGCCUGGCCAUCAUCGAGUACAUGCCGCUGCUGGCCGGCCAGCUGGGUGUGGAGUUCUUCGAUGAGAAGCUGAACUCGCUCUGCAUGGCCUGGCUGGUUGACCACGUGUACGCCAUCCGGGAGGCGGCCACCAGUAACCUCCGCAAACUGGUGGAGCGCUUCGGCCAGGAUUGGGCCCAGGGCACCAUCGUCCCCAAGGUGCUGGCCAUGGCGGCCGACCCCAACUACCUGCACCGCAUGACCACCCUCUUCUGCAUCAACGUGCUGUCGGAGGUGUGCGGGCAGGAGAUCACCACCCAGCAGAUGCUGCCCACGGUGCUGCGAAUGGCGGCCGACGCCGUCGCCAACGUCCGCUUCAACGUCGCCAAGUCCCUGCAGCGCAUCGGGCCCAUCCUCGACAGCGGGACGCUGCAGGCCGAGGUGAAGCCGGUGCUGGAGAAGCUCACGCAGGACCAGGACGUCGACGUCAAGUACUUCGCGCAGGAGGCGCUGAGCGUGCUGGCGCUGGCCUGACCCUUCGCCCCUCCCCCCCCCGCAUGCGACGGUGCCGUCACCCCUCCCCCCUCCGCGGUGCCCCGCCCCUCCCCCCCGGGGGUGGCACCGCCCCUCCCCCCGCCCGGGGGUGGCACCGCCCCUCCCCCACCUCCCCCCCCCCUCCGGGUUAUUAAUUAAUUAUAACGAAUUUCGCUGUUAAUAAAGUGCUCCAAGGA
Molecule: messenger RNA, 2711 nt
Organism: Phalacrocorax carbo (great cormorant)
Lineage: Eukaryota; Metazoa; Chordata; Aves; Suliformes; Phalacrocoracidae
Source: RefSeq, a predicted model, not a curated record